Messenger RNA from Maniola jurtina (meadow brown), 1301 nucleotides. Its product is annotated as elongation of very long chain fatty acids protein 4-like. Gene Ontology annotation, molecular function: fatty acid elongase activity. The transcript is spliced from 7 exons. Gene Ontology annotation, cellular component: endoplasmic reticulum membrane. Gene Ontology annotation, biological process: very long-chain fatty acid biosynthetic process; sphingolipid biosynthetic process; fatty acid elongation, saturated fatty acid. The coding region runs from base 147 to 1028 and encodes 293 amino acids. NCBI's taxonomy places the organism in Eukaryota, Metazoa, Arthropoda, Insecta, Lepidoptera, Nymphalidae. The record is from RefSeq and is a predicted model, not a curated record.
UGAUGGUGCGCCGGCGCAUACAAGCCUUUCAGUAGGUGGACCAAGCUUGCGCGCGCAAGCCGCGUUAGUGUGUGAUUUUGUAAUUGUGUGUGUUAUGUUACGUCUAUGAAAAUAAGGACUUUUAGAUCAUAUGAAAUUCAACCAAUAUGGCGAAAAUCGUGAACUCGACGCAGAGUGUCCUGAAAGGCACGUACGACUACUAUUUAUGGACCUUAUCACUCUCAGAUAAAAGGACUGAAGGAUGGCCGCUCGUGGACUCCCCCAUACCCACAGUCAUCUACACACUAAUAUACCUAUUCAUCGUCUGGAUCGGGCCCAAGGUCAUGAAAAACAGACGUCCCUUCAAGCUUACUUGGCUUCUAGUCCCUUAUAACUUGGCGAUGGCCGCAUUAAAUGGCUAUAUAGCUGUCAGACUACUAACAGCGUCGUUCAGGCUGAGAUAUAGCUAUAUAUGUGAGCCUUGCCGGCAAAAGUACGAUCCUGAUGAAUUGCAAAUAGCAAACGCGGUAUGGUGGUACUACUUCUCGAAGCUUCUAGAGUUCUGCGACACAUUCUUCUUCAUCCUAAGAAAGAAGGACGAACAGCUGACCUUCCUCCAUGUCUACCACCAUUCCACGAUGUUCGGUUUCUGGUGGAUUGGAAUCAAAUGGGUGCCUAGUGGAUCUACCUUCCUUCCUGCGAUGGUCAAUAGUGCCAUCCACGUACUGAUGUAUACGUACUACGGCCUCUCGGUCUUCGGUCCUUUAGUCACCAAAUACCUGUGGUGGAAGAAAUACCUUACCAUCUUGCAAUUGAUCCAGUUCACGUGUGCCCUAGUCCUCGGCAUCAACGGCAUCAGGACUGGCUGCGAGUUUCCUCUCUGGAUGCACUACAUGCUCAUCAUUUACAUGAUCUCCUUCAUAGUACUCUUUGGCAACUUCUAUAUGAAUGCAUACCUUGCGAAGGGAAGCAAAUGCAUGGAAGUAAGAUAUGGCCAAUGUUUGGACGACGAGGAGACGAUCCAAAGAAGAAAACUGAAAGACAAUUGAUACAACUCUUCAUAAAAGCUUCGACACAUAAAAUGCGCGACAGCAGCGCGGCGCGACGGCAACGUGUCCAACGAGGCUCCUAGAAGUUGUAGGAAGUUUUGUAUUUAGUAAAACGUAUAACGCACGCUAAUGCUAAUCUGUAACUGCUUUAAAGAAACUAUAAGGGCCGGCGCACAUAUGGCGGAGCGCAGCGCAGAGCAUGCCCGCGGUUUUCUAAUCGCGUGAAUUUGUACCAGAUAAUGCGCGAGCACGCGCGGGACUGCGCGCGGAUGC